Molecule: messenger RNA, 1551 nt
Organism: Balaenoptera acutorostrata (minke whale)
Lineage: Eukaryota; Metazoa; Chordata; Mammalia; Artiodactyla; Balaenopteridae
Product: ubiquitin-conjugating enzyme E2 E2
Exons: 6
Coding region: 235-840 (201 amino acids)
Biological process (GO): protein polyubiquitination
Cellular component (GO): nucleus
Molecular function (GO): ubiquitin conjugating enzyme activity
Source: RefSeq, a predicted model, not a curated record
GGCGCGCGGCGCGGCGGGCCGACGUGGGACUCGCGCUCUCGCGGUCUCUCCCGGGCGCGCCGGCACGCGCAGUCGCGGGCGCGCGCGCGGACGGCCGGGCGGCGGCGGCUCACGGAGGCGGUGGCUCCACUUUCCAGGACUCAGGGGCGGCCACAGCGACAGCCGCGGGCAGCAGCCUCGGGAGCCGGAGCUGGAACGGCCGGGGGCGGCGGCGGCGGCGCCGGGGGAUCUAAAAUGUCCACUGAGGCACAAAGAGUUGAUGACAGUCCAAGCACUAGUGGAGGAAGUUCUGAUGGAGACCAACGUGAAAGUGUCCAGCAAGAGCCAGAAAGAGAACAAGUUCAGCCCAAGAAAAAGGAGGGAAAAAUAUCCAGCAAAACAGCUGCUAAAUUGUCAACUAGUGCUAAAAGAAUUCAGAAGGAACUUGCAGAAAUUACGUUGGACCCGCCUCCCAACUGUAGUGCUGGACCCAAAGGAGACAACAUUUACGAAUGGAGGUCAACUAUAUUGGGACCCCCAGGAUCUGUCUAUGAAGGAGGGGUGUUCUUUCUUGACAUUACCUUUUCACCAGACUAUCCAUUUAAACCCCCCAAGGUUACCUUCCGAACCAGAAUUUAUCACUGUAAUAUUAACAGCCAAGGCGUGAUCUGUCUGGACAUCCUGAAAGACAACUGGAGCCCGGCCCUCACCAUUUCUAAAGUUCUCCUCUCCAUCUGCUCUCUUCUUACAGACUGCAAUCCCGCUGACCCGCUGGUGGGCAGCAUCGCCACGCAGUACAUGACCAACAGGGCGGAGCACGACCGGAUGGCCAGGCAGUGGACCAAGCGGUACGCCACCUAGGGCCCCGGCCCGCGGCACGCUCACCAAGUGCACCGGGGCCCCGCACCUCGGCUCUGCGUGUCUUAUUUUUAUCACCUUUGGAACCGUUUUGUGAUAGAAUGUCAUCCAUCCCCCGCCCCCCCUCCCUUUCCUUUGCUCCCCACCCCUUCCCGUUUUACUCCCUGUUUAAUUUCUGUUAACUUGAAAGAUCUGGGUUUUUUUUUUUUUUUUUAAUCCCACCUCCACGUGGAUGGGAACGUUUGUUUUCAGUGCAAACAAUGUCAGAUCUGUAAUAAUACGAGCUUUCUUUCAGAGCUUCGUUUUCCUGUGUGGUUUUGUUUUUUUUUUGUUGUUCGUUUUCUUUGGAUCCUUUUUCCCUUCCUGUGAUCUUCGGGAAAACACGAGUUCAGAAUUCUAUCUCGUUUCUACUUCAACGUAAUGCUUAGGGUUAAUUUUUUUGUACUGAAGUCUUUAUCGGUGGGUGCAUGCUACUGGGAACCAGAUUUUUGUACAAAAGCUUCAAUCAGAAUCACUGUGCAUUACUGAGACUCUGUUUAUCACUGGCCUUCUGUCCCCACACAGAAGACUGCUGGAUUGAACAAAAUAAUAUGUAUUUUGAUUUACUUAAAGUGCUUGUAAAUUUCUUAGGGACCUGCCACUUUUGACUGUGGAUCAGUUGAUGUACACUUGUAUUAUUAAAGCACUCAAUAAAUCACUGUGGCUGAUAAAUGC